This is a messenger RNA of Pan troglodytes (chimpanzee), 5884 nucleotides long. It is a transcript of the gene FSBP, whose product is annotated as fibrinogen silencer binding protein. Bases 562 to 1461 code for a protein of 299 amino acids. Lineage: Eukaryota; Metazoa; Chordata; Mammalia; Primates; Hominidae. Gene Ontology annotation, cellular component: nucleus. The record is from RefSeq and is a predicted model, not a curated record. The transcript is spliced from 2 exons.
AUUAUGCAGAUUUUGUAAGGGAGAACACUCAGCUCAGAAACAGUGAUGAGAGGCUCUGUUAGGAAUUACUACAUUCACCACUCAUAUCUUUUAGUUUUCUGUCUACUGGAUUUGUAAAUAAAUAGCACAAAACAGUUCCUCUUUUGUUUUUAUUAAAGUGAUACUGCAAUGCAGUUCAGUCUGUCAGCUAGGCAUACAUGUGUGAAAUUUGAUAUUCUCACUAAAUUAGCUAAUUUUUAGCUGUGUUCCAUGCUUAUCUCUAGACCUUCGUGUAUUAAAUCCUGUCUCGAGCUGUUCCCUUUAUACACAAGUGUGUUUUGCUUGUGCCUUCCUGUCUUCUUCAGUGAGAAGCUUUAUGUAGGUCAGGCUUGGCUUAAGCAGAUUUCCUGAACCUGCGUCAGCUUAAGCUGGAGGAAUUUUAAUAAACCCUCCCCUGUAGGCGUGGGCCUAAAUGAGGCUAGCCUAGUUAAGCCUGAUCUUUUUCUGUUUGUGAAAAGAGCUGAGCAGAGCUGAAGGCUGCAUGGUGGUUUCAGAAACUGCCUACUUAAUUUGAAAAGAACAAUGGUAGGAAAGGCUAGAUCUUCCAAUUUUACCUUAUCCGAAAAGCUUGAUUUGCUAAAGCUUGUGAAGCCAUAUGUGAAAAUUCUCGAAGAACACACUAAUAAACAUUCAGUAAUAGUAGAAAAGAAUAGAUGUUGGGAUAUCAUAGCAGUUAACUAUAAUGCAAUUGGAGUAGACCGCCCUCCUCGAACAGCACAGGGCCUACGCACCCUUUAUAAAAGGCUCAAAGAAUAUGCCAAACAGGAGCUAUUGCAGCAAAAAGAGACCCAAUCAGAUUUUAAAAGCAAUAUUUCUGAGCCAACCAAGAAAGUUAUGGAGAUGAUUCCCCAGAUUUCCAGUUUUUGCCUGGUAAGAGACAGGAACCACAUACAAAGUGCAAACUUGGAUGAGGAGGCACAGGCUGGUACCAGUUCACUACAGGUAAUGUUGGAUCACCAUCCUGUUGCUAUUACAGUGGAGGUGAAGCAAGAAGAAGACAUUAAACCACCUCCUCCACUGGUUUUAAAUUCUCAACAGAGUGAUACUUUAGAGCAAAGAGAAGAACAUGAAUUAGUACAUGUUAUGGAAAGAUCCUUGUCGCCUUCACUUUCCUCUGUUGAUAUGAGAAUGACAUCGUCUCCAUCUUCUAUUCCAAGGAGAGGUGAUUUUUUUCGGCAUGAGAGUGGUGAACACUUUAGGUCACUAUUAGGGUAUGAUCCUCAGAUCCUGCAAAUGUUGAAAGAGGAGCAUCAGAUAAUUUUAGAAAAUCAAAAAAAUUUUGGAUUGUAUGUUCAGGAGAAGAGGGAUGGAUUGAAAAGAAGGCAGCAGCUAGAGGAAGAGCUACUAAGAGCAAAAAUUGAAGUGGAGAAGCUGAAAGCAAUUCGCUUACGGCAUGAUCUACCUGAAUAUAACAGUCUCUAAGUUUUUUUUUCAAUCUUGCAAUUUGAUAAUUUUGAUUUUGGCCAAAUUACUUUAAUUUGGGAAUAUCCUGAAACAGAAUACACGUUCUUGAAAAAUGUUGUUAAUCUCUAUUAUGGAAAAACUUUUUAGAUAUAAUUUUCUAAUUAUUUUCUUUUGAGAUAUUAAAAUUUACUGGUUGGUUGGCAUGGUUAUAGUUUUUAUUGUCUUCUUUUUUUUUUUUCCCUAAGUUUAAUUGUUGACCUUACAAAAGAUAUUUUAUUCUGAUCACUAAGAUAUACACAAAUGCAUAUACAAACACAUAUUCUUUCAAAGUUCUGAGUCUUCAACAUUUUUAGUUAGAACUUUGAAAGCUAUAAUUAGAGAUUUUUAAGUCAGUCUAAUUUAGGAGCUAUACUAACCUAAUACCAAGAAGCUUGUCUGUAUGACAUUGGUUUUUAUGCUUUUAUCUUUUGAAGGAGUAAAUCCUAGGAUUUUAGAGAUGGAAGAUAUUUGGAGAACACUUUUUUCCCAUCUCUGCAGUUUAGGGGUAAUGAAACAGGUCCAGGGAGAACUCAAUGACUUACUUAGGGUAACAAAGCUAUUUAUGGCAGAGCAGAGACCAGCACUUAGUUUUUCUUUGUGUAAUUUCUGUCCCGCUAUUCGAUAGAAGUAAAUAUCCACUAAAACAUUCUCUAGAUUUAAAUAUUAGAAGCAUUUCUUUCAUUAAAAUUGCCUUUAAAGAUUGUUAGGUUGUGAAAUCAGGAUAAUUACAUCAAUUACCCCCAUUCUCUCUCUAUUUUUGUUCCAGCAAAAUAGAUAAGGUAUUCCAUUGAAGCUAUCAUAUAUUUUGGCUGUGUGAUUUAAAGACAUGUCUUAAUUCAUUUUGAAUGUCCUGUUCUGGAAAAAAUUUCUUUCACAGUAAAAAUCAGAAUGAACAAAAUUAAAAUUUUAUGUAUUUUAUAAGUAUUGUUAUUUUAGUAUUCAUGGAAAUAAAACCUCAAUUCUUAAAGCAUACAUAUUAAAUUUAUAUUAAAUCUCUAAUAUGUAUGUUACUUAAGAAUUUCUAUUUUUGCUGGGGUUUUGUUGAGAAGGGAUUUUUAAGCCAAGUUGUAGAAUGGGGUGGGUGUAAUUUCAGCAGUGAAGGGGACCAUGGGUGUUUGAAGUCAAGAGUGAGACGCUGGAAAAAAGACAAAAGAAUGGGAAAAAGUGGAUUGAGUAUAUAAGCACAAAUGCAGUGCUAAGCCAUUGAUUUUAAGUGAAUGUAGAGAGAGUCAAUUUGGGCUGUAGUAUCCUGGACUAGGAAGGACAUCUCCCUGGACUAGGUAGGGUAGCUGCUGUUUAGCUCCAGCAGAAUUUUCACAUGCGGGGAUAAACCAGAAAUCUGCAUUUUUUAAUGAAGAAUCUUCCAAUUUUAAAAUGUUUGCAAAUAACACAAAAUGCUUUUAAAACAUUAUACAGACAACAUGUGAGUGGACCUCAUUGAGCCAUUGGGCUUCCACAUAGUGGCCUUUGGAGUAGAGCAAUGGUUUUCCAAGUAUGGGUCCUGACCAGCAGCAUCAGCAUCACUUGAGAACUUGUUAGAAAUGUAAAUCCAUUUCCAAGUGAAUUAGAAACCCUGGGGGUGUCAGCAAUCUCUUUUAAUAAACCCUGUAGCGAUUCUGAUGCAUGCUAAAGUUUGAGAACCAGUGAAACAGAGUAUUUUGGAACCUCGCUUGGUGCCUAAAUCAUACUAGUCUCAAAAUUUUUGUCGAAGAGUAGUUGAAAGUGAACUGAGGGAUAUAAAUUUGGAUGAUGGUUGAUACCAGAUUAUGAAUUACAUUAAAUACUUUUUUUUUUUUUUUUGAGAUGGAGUCUUGCUUUGUCACCUAGGUUGGAGUGCAGUGGUGCGAUCUUGGCUCACUGCAAUCUCCGUUUCCUGGGUUCAAGUGAUUCUCCUGCCUCAGCUUCCCAAGUAGCUGGGACUACAGGCGUACCACCAUGCCUGGCUAAUUUUUUGUGUUUUUAGUAGAGACGGGGUUUCACUGUGUUAGCCAGGAUGGUCUUGAUCUCCUGACCUCGUGAUCUGCCCGCCUCGGCCUCCCAAAGUGCUGGGAUUACAGGCUUGAGCCACCGUGCCCAGCCUAAAUACUAUUUUUAAUGAGUCAGACUUAACGUACAAUGGGAAGCCAUUGAAUGCUUUGAAUUAGGGGGCUAAUUUGAUUAUAGUUGUGAUUUAGGAGGAGUGGCAUUUAGGGACAGGCAUUGUAUUGGAAGAACUUAAAUCAGAAAUUUAAGUUAUGGCUAUAGAAAUAGAAAAAAAUGAACUCAAGGUACUAUUUUAGCAUGUUGACUGCUUAAUUUCAUUGGUUGGAUUAAAAAGAGGAUGUUUUAUAGCUGGUAGAGUUAACUUCUUUAAUUAUAAAGAUGUCCUGAAUAUAUAAUAUUGAUAUAUCCUUUUGACAAUGUUACCUUUUCUCUUUAAUCUGUGCUAUGACUUUUCUUUGAGUCUAAUGAAUCUUGUAAUUCUUAAUUUGAGGUAAUGUUUCCCACUAUAAUUCUAGUAAAUACAUCUUGGCAGUAGUAAGCUUUAUUUUUUGAAAUUAUUGAAAGCACACAUAUGAGAUGUAAUUCACUUUAGAGUUUCAGCAUGCUACUAAGAAUUGAUAAUGAAUGUUCAAUUUAAAUGUUGGCUUUUACAGCAAAUCAGAGUUUUCCCAAGUGUGUUCUGUGGAACAUUAAUUCUGUGAGAUGUUUCUAGAAAAGAGAUCUGUGUUAAAAAAAAAGUGCAGUAUACAUCUUUUUUAUUUUUGGUGGUUAGGUUCUAAAAUAAUUGUGGAAGGUAAAAAUUAUGUAUAUACAAAAUAGCCCUUGAAAAUUCCUUUGCUGCCCAUAAAAUAGCAUAAACAUAGUCUGCUACAAUCAUAUUUUUCUGCAGCAUUGUUUAAGAUUGCUUUUUCUUUAGUGUGUUAGGUGACACAAUUCAUUAGCAUUUAGGGGCUGUAUACAAUAAGAAACCUAUUUUUAAAUAUUUUUAAACACCAGAAUCACACUCUUUGAGUUUACUGCAGCAACUUUUCCAAGUCAAUCUUGUUUUUCUCCAAGUCAGUCUUGUUUACUUUUAAUUUGCAAAAGUUUAAAUGCAUAUAAUUCUCCUCAUUGUCUACCUCCCCUUGUAUAACCAUGAUUAACAUAGUAUAGUUUAUGAGAAUUCCUGUAUAAAGAAAAUUAUUUAUUUGACCAUAGAAUCCUUUUCCGAGGCUGUUUAUUAUCUUACAGAGUAUCUUAGGGUAAUUUGGAACCAAACCUUUUUUUUUCUUCUUUUUUGUAUUGAGACUUUUUUGAGUUAGGGGACUACUUACCAACUAACAUUAGCAGUUUUUGUUGAGGACAAGUUUCAUUAAGGGGAAUAUAUAGGGGAAAGUUUGCUAGUACAAUGGAAUGUACACUUGGCUUUCUAUCUGCAGGUUUCACAUCUGCAGAUUGAACCGCUGUGGAUUGAAAAUAUUCAGGCAGAAAAAUAAAUAACAGUACAACAAUAAAAAGUAAUAUGAAAUUUAAAAAGACGGUAUAACUGAGGUAGGAGUUGGGCUAAUCCCCAGUUUUGGGGCUCACUUGUCCUGUAUCCUAACAACUAUUUACAUAGUAUUUACAUUAUAUUAGCCAUUGUAAGUAAUCUAGAGAUGAUUUAAAGUAUAUGGAAGGAUGUGUGUAAAUUGUAUGUGAAUACAAACAUUUUAUAUAAGGGACUUGAGUAUCUGUGGAUCUUGAUGGGGUAGGGGGUGUCCUGAAACAAAUCCCCCUUGGAUACUGAGGGAUGACUAUACACUUAAGCCACCAGACAUCUUGCAUACCAUAGACAAUUGUUUGGGGUCCAUGAGCUUUAAUUACAAAAUGUAAUGCUGGGAGAACAUAGAGAAGAGUGAUUUUGUUUUUUAAAUGUAGACUUGAUUCUGUAGAAAUAUACUACAUUUGAUAAAUAUACUAAGUAUAUAGAUUAUUUCAUCCAAUAUAUUAGUAAUUUAGAUAGUGGAUAGCCACUUUCCUAUCUUUCUCUUAUCCAUAUGAAUGUAAAUGGAUAUGUUGUUACAACUUACGAUUUUCUAAACUAGCUGUGAUUUAUAAUGACAUCCUGAGAAAAGUCAGUGAAACUCAUUUCUAACGAAUACCGGAUUUCUUAAAAUAGUCAAGUAUUUUUCUUUUGUGUAUGAUGAGAUAUUAACUUGGUGUUAUUUCAUUUUUUUUUUUAAGGAGUCAUUCUACCCUGUUCUAUCUUUACUUAUGUGAAAAUGUUUAAAAUAUGAGUUUUUUUCAUGUGCCUUCUUUUGGAGUAAUGUCAACUUUUAAAUACACAUGUUUAAAUAACUUAGAGUGUAAUAAAUUGUGUUUAAUAUAUACUGUAGAUAAUGAUGGUUAAAUGCUUUGUUAACACAUGUUCUUUUAAAUACAAGAUACUACUUUGUACUGA